Molecule: messenger RNA, 1290 nt
Organism: Striga asiatica
Lineage: Eukaryota; Viridiplantae; Streptophyta; Magnoliopsida; Lamiales; Orobanchaceae
Source: the annotation of a GenBank genome assembly
AUGGCGAUUCCUUCUUCUUGGGUAGUCAGAGACAAUGGAUCCCUCUUUAAGAGCUGCAAUUUAUCUUCCAAAUACAAAACCAAAUUCAGAUCCAAAUCCUCCCUCUUAAACAGCUGCAAUCUAUCUGCCAAAUACAAAACCAAAUCGAGAUUCAAAUCGAGAUCCAAAUCCUCCCUCUUAAACAGCUGCACUGAUAUAUCUGCCAAAUCCAAAACCAAUUUCAAAACCAAAUCGAAAUCCAAAUAUUCAGACAGUAGCAAAGCUCUUGGCAACGCCGAAUCGAAAUUGAUCAAAUCCGCUAAUGCUCAACCCAAGUGCAUGUUCCUGUUGAGGCAGGAACAUAAGGAAACCCACGAUUACUGUGUAAUCUCAACCGAAGGCAACUCUUUCAGAGUACUAGACGAGGAUGAUGAUGAUCUUCCUCGCAACUUAUUGCCUCUAUUGACAGCUGAAAACUCCAGUAUCCCUUGGAGUCAUAAGUCCUAUGUCGUUCUUGAAAGUUGCGGCUCAUUGAUUUUGUUGCUAUUUAAGCCAAUUCAUUCCAAGCCACAGUAUCUUGUGUGGGACAUGGAGAUGGAUACGUGUAGAUACCGUUUUCCACUCGUUUCCCCUGGAAGAGAGGAUGAAGAUCUGUGGGCUUGUGGCCUGGGGUUUGAUCCUUCAUCCGGACACUAUAAGCUGGUCGUAUGUUGGACGGACUACUUCGAUAACGUGUACGCUGAGAUGUUGUCCCUCGGAACUGGUUUGUGGAAGGCCGUUCAUUAUCCUUUUGACUUUUUUAUAUCCCCCACAAGGUUCCCCUCUAUUCACAUUAAUGGCUUCUGCUAUUGGAUAGCUGCGGGGUUUCGGGAUCGUUCUGUUGCUAUUAUGUCCUUCGACUUUGCUAGAGAAAGGUUUGGUGCUCUUAUCCCUCUGCUCGAGGGGGAAAAGGUGAUGAGUUUCUCCAACCUGAGUGUUGUCCUAGUCGAGUUUCAGGGGUCGCUCGCAGUUGUUUGUUGCAAUUCCUCCAAGGACAUUAAUCCUUUUAUUUUCGAGAUUUGGGCUUGGAAUGCGCGAGGCAGAUUCUGGUCCCUUGUCUCCACAUUCGAUAUCCCUGCAGCUGCUCAUCCUCGUGCGGUGCUCAACCUCUACAACAAUGAUAAAUUAUUUUUUGAGGACUUCAAAGGUGACUUGCUGCUUUAUGAUCUAGCUACCAGACGGCAGGAGAAUCUCGGGCGCACUUUUGAUGGAAGGGAUUUCUGGUUUUUCCCUUAUGUCAAGAUCUGUGUUGGUCCUUGUAGAAAGGGAUAA